Arachis ipaensis is the source of this 567-nucleotide messenger RNA. RefSeq names its product putative disease resistance protein At1g63350. Lineage: Eukaryota; Viridiplantae; Streptophyta; Magnoliopsida; Fabales; Fabaceae. The record is from RefSeq and is a predicted model, not a curated record.
AUGCAUGGAUGGAUCUCAUUUCUAAAAAAUCUUGAAAAGUUGCUAAUAGACCAGUGUAAUUGUUUGAGGAGCAUAGUACCAAGCAAGGUAUCGUUCUCCAGCCUAAUAGAAUUGAACAUAUCAGAAUGCAAUGGUCUUUUGAGUUUGUUCACACCUUCAACAAGCAGAACUUUGCAUCAACUGAAGAACAUGUCAGUAAAAGAUUGUGAAUCAUUAGAAGAGAUAGUGUCAAAAGAGACAGAGGAGUCAUCGGAGGUUGUUGAAGAAGAGAUAAUAGUGUUUCCUAAAUUGAAAACUCUGUCCCUUUGCUCCCUACCAAACCUUGGAAGCUUUUACAAUGGAAACAUUGCCUUAAAAUUCCCAUUAUCGGACAAAUUCUCACUAAUCGAUUGCCAAAAGAUGGAGAGCUUUUGUGCAGGUGCUCUCAGUGUUAACAGGUGGACAGAAGUUGAAUUUGAGGAGGAUAAAGAUCCAGUUUUAUUGGAAGUUGAUCUCAACUUUGCUGUACGGAAAGCAUUUGAAGGAAUGAGUACAGUUUUUGUUUGCACAUUCAUGCUAAGAGACUAA